Messenger RNA from Lycium barbarum (goji berry), 1329 nucleotides. RefSeq names its product mannose-P-dolichol utilization defect 1 protein homolog 2. The record is from RefSeq and is a predicted model, not a curated record. The coding region runs from base 178 to 894 and encodes 238 amino acids. NCBI's taxonomy places the organism in Eukaryota, Viridiplantae, Streptophyta, Magnoliopsida, Solanales, Solanaceae. The transcript has 8 exons.
CAUAAAUUGCCACAACCUACAAGGCUGCCACCUAAACAAUCCUUCUUACACAGUGGUUGAAAUUGACACCCUUUAAGGACUCAAAAUACCAUUUGGAUUUGUCCAAACAAACAAACCUCAAAUAAUUAUCUCUAAAUUGGGUCACAACCCAUAAGAGUUCUUGAUCCAUAAAAAAAAAUGGUGGAAUUAAAGUUUCUUGGAAUGGAUUUUGGUUGUGCACUUGGAUCCCUUAGUAAUGGUGAAUUUCCAGAAAAAGAUUGUUUGCUUCCUUUAAUUUCCAAGCUUUUGGGUUAUGCAAUUGUUGCUGCAUCCACAACUGUUAAGCUUCCUCAGAUACUUAAAAUUGUGCAACACAAAAGUGUUAGAGGUCUUAGUGUUGUGGCGUUCGAGCUCGAACUAAUUGGUUAUACCAUUGCUUUGGCAUAUUGUCUUCACAAAGGGCUUCCAUUUUCAGCUUUUGGCGAGUAUGCUUUUCUUUUGAUCCAAGCUAUAAUUUUGGUUGCCACUAUCUACUAUUUUUCUCAACCUUUGGGAAUGAAGACAUGGAUGAAAGGAUUACUAUAUUGUGCUGUAGCACCGACUAUUUUGGCAGGUCAACUUGAUCCCGUUCUUUUCGAGGCUCUCUAUGCUUCCCAACAUGCAAUCUUUCUUUUUGCAAGAAUUCCGCAGAUAUGGAAGAACUUUAAGGGCAAAAGUACUGGUGAACUGAGCUUUUUGACAUUUUUUAUGAACUUCGCCGGUUCCAUGGUUAGAGUUUUUACCAGCCUCCAGGAAAAAGCUCCCAUGAGUGUUGCCUUGGGAUCUGCACUCGGUGUACUGAUGAAUGGUACCAUCUUGAGUCAGAUUAUCAUAUAUCAAAAGCCAACACCCCAGAAAGCGAAGAAGAAAGAUUAGAAGUUUCAGCACAGCAUGCUGGAAUUGCUCUGGCAACUUGUUUCACUCUGCACCCUGGAGCUCACACUCAUGAUCAUCGAGCGCAAAGAAGAACGUGGAUAAUUCAUCCAUCUAAGAUACCCUGAGAAUUUGUCAUAGUGUUUCGCUUAUUUCAAAUUAUAGAUUGAUCAAUCAGUUAAAGAAGUUUCCAUUUUCACUUUUAGCAUAGUCUCAAUGGGAUUUUUUUACAUGAAGUAUGCUAACACAUAGGUGUAACAAUUUCUUUUUUGUUCCAUUCCUGAUAGUGCUUGCAAGGAGGUUGGGGAAAAUGUGCUCAUAAUGGACUUCUUGUGUUGGAGUCACCAACAAAGUAUUGUCAUUUGUCAACCAAUCUGUUGCUGGAUUAUGAGCUAAAAAUGAAGUAUUUGCAGCUGGAAAUAUGGCCAAAGACAAAAA